AUGAAGCAUUUUCUUGGUAAUCCUCAGCCACUUCGCCCCAAGCGCAAGCGACUUAGUCAUGCCUGCAAUUACUGCCGCUUGAAAAAGAUCAGAUGUGAUGAUGCGCAGCCUGGAUGUGGUGCUUGCCAGUCAGCAGGCAUUGACUGCAUCACGAAUACCAGACAGCAACCGGAUGAUCCGUCACUCUCACAAAGGACCGCGGAAAAAGAUGUGCUGGAGGAAAGUCAAGGUCAACAGUUCAACCCAAGGCUUUCCUCCCAAUCUCGAGAAAUCGACAUCUCACCGCGUGCAGGCACUUGUGGUACAAUACAGGGUGUGCCAAUCCUCCAGGAUCUAAGCAGGCUAUCACCCUUGAACUCAAAAUCUGCCAAUAAAGUAUCGUCUUUGAACGAACCGGAUGGUGAUGACUAUCUUCCUCUCAUUCCUUCAACCUUACCUGAAGCCGGCACAGCACGAAUCGCAACACAGUGGUUACGAAUCGCUUUCAACCGCCUGAAACUAUACCCACCACGCGACUGGAUUGAAUUUGAAAAAGAUGCUGUCUCUCAACGAAUCUCUCUUGAACCGUUUUUCGGAAAUCCUGGUCCGGCACUUCCAAAUGCAGAUGAGAUUCGCGCCCAUACUGCACGUUUCGUUGCCGAUGUUCUCGUUAUCUACCCUUUGAUCAGUACAAGUUUAGUACGUAGACUACUUGAUCAAAUUACUUGCAUUCCGUUGAAAAUUACCAGUGUUCGUGUGCAAGAUCCGUCUGUUUUGGCUUUCGGAUACUUGGUAAGCAUCGUCGGGAUGAAACUACAGCCGAAAUCGUCCCCGCAGCAGUUACUUAUUGAGAGGUACCUUGGUCAUUGUACCAGCCUGCUUGGUCAUCUCUUAGCAGAACGCUCUGUCACGUCUUUACAAAUGGUUCUCCUCUUAGCUAUUAUUCUUCGCGUGUGCGACCGGCUCGACUUGUCAUGGGAUGUGCUGAUGGUUGCUUUGACAAUGGCAAAAUCCUUGAAUUGCGAUCGAAAUUGUGCUUUACUUGUCACAGGAGAAGAGUCAGAGGCAAAACGGGCUUGGUGGUGCCUCUAUGCAUUUGAGAAAAUACUUGCUUUUGAGACUGGCCGGCAAACCACGAUUGUCGACCGUUAUCUCUCCACGAUAAAGCCGCAGUCCGAAAAGGAAAGAAAAGCUAUGACAGAGCCUUCAGCAUCCAUACAUAUCCAUAAAGAGGACUCGGCUGAGUAUAAAUAUGCUUUGAUCAGCCUGGUUAAUAUUUUAGGUGAAAUGACGAAGCGUUCUUCCCAAUGCUGGGGAUUGGAUGAACUUAAAGCUUGUCGACGGGAUGCCGCUAUUGCUAGGAUAUUCGAUACAGCUGGAGAAAUCGACAGUAUGCUCAUGGAUUGGCAGCACUUCCAACGAGCCAAUUUUCUGUAUGGAUUCUUACAUAUUGCUUCCUUAUUCCAGUCAACCCUGUAG
Talaromyces amestolkiae is the source of this 1458-nucleotide messenger RNA. RefSeq lists its product as uncharacterized. Lineage: Eukaryota; Fungi; Ascomycota; Eurotiomycetes; Eurotiales; Trichocomaceae. Bases 1 to 1458 code for a protein of 485 amino acids. The record is from RefSeq and is a predicted model, not a curated record. Gene Ontology annotation, molecular function: DNA-binding transcription factor activity, RNA polymerase II-specific; zinc ion binding; DNA binding. The transcript has a single exon. Gene Ontology annotation, biological process: regulation of DNA-templated transcription; DNA-templated transcription.